This is a messenger RNA of Closterium sp. Naga37s-1, 2928 nucleotides long. The record is from the annotation of a GenBank genome assembly. Lineage: Eukaryota; Viridiplantae; Streptophyta; Zygnematophyceae; Desmidiales; Closteriaceae.
AUGGCCAGCCGCGUCUCGCUUAACGGAACUGUCAUUAUCGCGUCCUCGAAUGCAGGAUACGAGGACAUGUUGGAGAACUGGGUGCUGCAUCUGGAGCGGGUGGGUCUGGGACGCCACUUCAUAGUCUUUGCUGCUGACAGCAAGAGCCUCGAAUUCGCCCACUCCAAAUGGCCUGGCCAGAGGGUGGCGGUGGAGGAGGGAAGGGGAAGGGCCAUGACAUCACGCCUUUUGAGAAUUCUCAAAAGUGAUUCCCAAAGAGGGGAAGGGCCAUUACAUCACGCCCGGCACAACCCCCCAUGCCACCCGUCCAUCCCCCGUACUUUGGCAGCGAGGAGAGGGCAGACGUGGAGGGAGGGGGCAUCACGCUUCAAGUUGGCACACCCCUCCACCGCAUUCCACCCCUCCCCACUCCUGCAGGCCAUUCAUCUCGACCUGAGCGGGCAAUUUGGUCAGGAGGAGAGGGCGGACGUGGAGGGCGCAUCGGUCAUUGGAACAGCAGCCUUCCACCGGGUGGCAUCCCACCGCGCCAUCUACAUCCACCAUCUGCUCUCCUUCGGCUUCUCGGUCCUCUACAGCGACAUUGACAUCGCCUUUCUGCACAACCCCCUCCCCUUCUUCCAAAAACCUGACUCUAGCGGCAGCAGCAGUGGCAGCAGUAGCGGCGACAUUAAACCUGGCCCUAGCUUAGGUGCAUCUGCUGCGGCUGCCGAAACUAUCACCGAUUUCGACAUGUUCCUCACCCACGACCGCUACAUGAAGCAGCCCUCGCCCUACAUCGACCCCAUCGACCCCACGUUCAUCAACGGCCAGCCCCUCUUCUGCAGCUGCUUCCUCUUCUUCCGCCCCACUCUCCCCGCAAAGAGCCUCGUAGGCAACUGGGCGUUUCGCAUGGCAAAGCUAGGCCGGCAGGGGGGUCUAGACCAAGACCAGCUGAAUCUAGUCAUGCAGUGGAUGCUUGAGCGGAAGGUGCUUCCGAGGAUAGGUGUGCUGCCGCCGCUGCAGUUCCCGUCCGGGCAGCUGAUGAAGGAUCACUGGGGGAGGUUUGAGGAGGUGCGGCCGAGAGUGGUGAUGGUGCACGCGAAUUAUCUCACUGGGAAGGUUGCGAAGAUCAAGGGGUUGAAGAAGGCGGGGCUGUGGCGGGUGAAGGUGAAAGAGCAGGGGAAUGCGACUGCUGCUGCUGGUGCUGCUGCCUCUGGGGCUCCUGCUGCUGCGGCGGCUGGGAAGGGGAAAGGAGAUAGUGACAAGGAGGCAGGGGUAGUAGAAGGCGAUGAGGAAGAAGUGGAGAAGGAGGAUGAGGAGGAAGAGGAGGAGGAGCCGGUGCUGCUGUUCCCAAUGCCCCGGCGGCCAGAUGAGGCUGGAGAGGUGGACAGUCUUGACGAGACCCCUGGGAUGCUGGAGAGGGGGAGAGAGGAGGGCCGCGCAGGGGGGAAGGGCAAGGUGGGGGAGGCCCGGGUGGGGGAGCCGCUGGCAGGAGGAGGGGGAGAGGGAGGGGGAGCGUCAGGGGGAAGUGGUGGGGAGGGAGGGGGGGAUUGGGAGGCGGAGGUGUUGGGAGCGGUGGAGCCGUGGGUAGGGGAGCAUCUUGGGGAGAUGGAGGAGAAGGGGAUGAGGAUCAAGGGGGCUGCUGGCAUGGUGAUCGUCACUGUUGCCUGCGAUGGUGCGUUGCUUUCCUUUUGUCAGGAAGGUGAUUUCUGGAUUGAUGCAGCAUGCAUGUGUGGGGGAGCAUGUGGGGAAGGUGCAGGAAGGGGGGAUGCGCAUCAAGGGGGGCUGCUGGCGUGGGGGGCUGCUGGCGUGGUGAUCGUCACUGUCGCCUGCGAUGGCCAGGAUGUGUUAUUCCGCAACUGGUUCACCCAUGUGGGCCACAUCCCUCCCCUUACAAGCCUCCUGUUGCUCCCUCGCCCAUGUCUCCCCGUGCCUGAUUUUCCACCAUCGGCCCCCCCGCACAUUCAGGCCAGGAGGCGUUAUUCCGCAACUGGCCAGGAGGCGUUAUUCCGCAACUGGUUCACCCAUGUGGGCCGCAUCCCUUCUCUCGGCAACAUUGUGCUCGCUUCCGUGCCUCCUCAGAUGAGCAUGCCAGGCGGCCAUGUGAUCACACGCUCCAGUGACAGCGUGUCGCCCCGAGUGGCCAGAGCCACGUGCCUGCUGCUGCCGCCCCUCAUCCUCGCCCGCUUGCUGGCUGUCAACGUCACUGUUGUCUACAGCGACAUCAACUCGGUGUGGCUGCGUGACCCUCGCCGCUACUUCCCGCCAUCCCAUUCCCUCGUGCUGCCCUCCUUCUCCCACCAAGACCCGCCUCUGCAGCAGCAGCAGCAGCAGCCAGACAUGCCACCAGCGCAAGGGGCAGCAGAGAACAGGCAGCAGGCAGCAGCCCCUGCACCCCCCAACACCACCGCCCUCGCACCGUCCCUCCUGGGGUCCCUCUCUCCAUGGCUCAUGGCUCUUCGCCCCACCCCUGCUGUGCAAGCCAUGGUGCAUCGGUGGGCUGUUGGGGCUUUAAGGGGAUAUGUGACGGCAGGUGCGGCAGCAGCAAGGGGUGGUUCAGGGGUGUUUUCUGGUCCGGAGGUUCUUAGCACGGCGCUGAAUCACGCUGUGGCUGAGAUGGUUCGGGGAGAGAGGCUCGUGGGAGUUGAGGAGGAUGGGUUCGCUGUAGGUUCGGAAGGAGCUGUGGACGCAGGCAUGGAAGCAGGUACUGAAGCAGGUACGGAAGCAGGUACGGGAGCAGGUACGGGAGGAGGCACAGGAGGCACAGGAGAUACAGGAGCGAGCGUGGGGGUACUUCCAGAGAAGUUAUUCCCCCCUGGGUGGAGGGCGGUAGGGGACAGAGCAUGGCUGGAGGCGCAUAGGAGAGAGAUAGUGGCUGCGCAGGUGAGCUGUGGGGAGGAUGGCAGGCAGCAGGAGGUUUGUCUUCGAGACAUGAAGCUGUGGCUGUAA